Molecule: messenger RNA, 1358 nt
Organism: Achroia grisella
Lineage: Eukaryota; Metazoa; Arthropoda; Insecta; Lepidoptera; Pyralidae
Gene: GV1
Exons: 5
Coding region: 213-878 (221 amino acids)
Source: RefSeq, a predicted model, not a curated record
UGCGCAUGCGCAGACGAACAGUAGAUGUUCGCGCGUCGUCAGGAGGGCACAUCCGCUAGCAGACGCUAGUGUCGCGACUGUGACUUGUGUUAUAAACGUUGCCAGUGCAUUUUACAAUACUAAUACUAUAACCCCUGGAGUUGUCGGAGCCCGUGGUUGAUAAAGGAUAUUUGCACCCAAUGCUAGAGUAGUCAACAAACAUUCAAGUCAACAUGGGAUUUUCGGCUGGAUUUCAGUUGCUGGCUUGCCUGAUGGUGUUCGCACCAAGCGCACACUCAAUCAUGGUUAAGUACGGCACGAGUGGAGGUCCCAUAGUGCCGCCGACGCCGGAACCAGUGCUGCCCCCGCAGCAGCCCUAUCGUGUUCCUGCGCCGGUCUGGGAAGAACGAUCCAAUGACUCUCCUGACCCUAAUGCCCAAUGGAGACCGCAAUUCUUCAUACCCCAGCCGAGAUACACACACGUGGUGUACAACUCUCAACUGCCCCCGCCCAUACCUCUGAACAAUGCUCAAAGAUUCGUGAACUCUUACUUGCCAAGACAAUCACCAGAAUCUCAGCCUAUACAAGUUCAACCUGUUCGAGAAUACUUUUCUCCAUCUCAAGUUCUCAGCUCCCAGAGUUUACCUGGUUUCGGGUUAAGAUACUUCGUUCCAAUUUACGCUAAAAAUGCUCAAGAGGAGAAGAAAAUUAAAGAGGAUGCUCAGUACAAUCACAUAGCCAGUAAUAACGUUAAUGGAGAAAACAGCGACUCGCUUAGCGACAUACAAUGGAAAUAUGAGAAGGAUGCUCCCAACAGAGUCACUAGGAGUACGCAAGAACGGUCGGGUAUACCAGUACAAUCGUGGUCGGUGUAUGUACCUCGACAUCAUUACCAAUAGUUAUCUUUAUGUUUAUUUUUGGAUGGGUAACGUUCUAUUAUACCUAAAAACUUUACUAAUAAGUUAAUAGCUACCUUGGCGGUCAUAAACUAUAGUAGAUAUUAAUAUUUAUAAAAACGUAAAAUCUUCAAUAAAUUGUAAUUGAUCGCAUUCCUUUGCAUGCUAUUUUUAGUCAAUAAUAAAUAGAUAUAGUAUAGAAAUACGAAAACAAAUUUUGUACAAAUAUUUCUAUUUCACAGCUUAGAAAAUAUGAUAAUAAAAUUACUGUGUACUCUAACUUAAGAUCUUCAUAACAAAAGGGGCCUUAAUGGAGAAAUAUGCCUUUAAUUUUGUAAACAGUCAGGGAUUAAACACAAUCUUGUUAAAAAGUAUGUUUAUUGAAGAACGUUUAUAUAAAUUAUAGUUUUUAGGUAUAAUAAAACAUAAACCAAUUCAUUAACAUCACAAUCAGUGUGUAUACUUACAUAUGAACUACAAAAA